CGGCGCUGGAGGACCUGAGGGAAGAGGGGUGCGCUGAAGUCUCACCCGCUUGGCAUCCGACUAGAAAGUGGGAGCGCGUCGGGCUCUUUAAAAAUUACAGACACUUCAGGGGAUGACUAGGUUUUAAAGAGAAGUUGUGUAGUUGUAUUUUAUCAGACUUUCCACAAAUGCGUGUGUACGUGUUGGAAUGAUGUGUGUCCUCUCUCUCCUGCACAAUAGUGGUUUCGUGGAGUAGAAAGGAGUCUGUGGGACCAAAAGGAAAAUAUUUCAUGAGUUGUGGAGAGAAAUGACCCCUCCCACUGCCUUCUCUGAGAAUGCGGGUGUUGGUGUGUCUGUGACUGUACUGCCCUCCCCUGUCACAUGGGAUUGGAUCCUUUUUGAAAUGAGUUCACUGCAUCCAAAAACUUCACAUCAGUAACUGCAAGUUGUGAGUCGCUUGGAAGGGGCUGGCCAGCGGCAGUAUCAAGUUAGAGUGUUAGGUGUCAGAUUCACCAUGGAGCCGGAACUGAUCUGAAAUCACAUCAGCCUGGGAUUGCAGAAACCAGGCCCCGCCUUAUAUAGUGCUAGGGUGCGACUUGCAAAAUCAGAGGAGGCCAGACCUGGAAGACAUGUUUGGGUUCAUCUGCUCCAACCUCCUUUUGCAGAUGGGAAAGCUGAGGCCCUAAGAGGAGCGGCCCAGGGUCUCAGUUGGCAACAAAGCUGAAGACUAAGAAUCCAGAUCUACUUACCCCAGUCUAAUUCUCCUCUGUCGUCCUCACCGUGACCCUACAUUCAGAAUGACUGAUAAUAUGUGUCGUGUAUGAAGACAUCAGGACAGAAUAUUUGAACUCAAGAUUUCUCUGACAAUCUGACCUACUGUUACACCAGCUUGCUAACUCGAUCCUGGGACAAGAGACAACGGGAAUGCCCUGUUGCUCCCUGAACUCAUAACUUUAACCUCUGGGUAAUGGCUGUUACCGCACUAUCUAGCAACAUAAAUUCAACAAGAUUCAAUAAAUAUGUAUUGAGCUCUGAUGCAGUGAUAAGAUUUGAGGAAACUAAUAAACAAGAUGGAAACAGCACCAGCCUUCCAGGACCACGUAAUCUAACAAAUGAUUCAGAUAAGUAAACUGACAGUAAAACAAAACGCCCAGAAAAACCCAGUAUGAUAACGCUGUAUUAGACGUAGAGUUUCAGCCACUGCCAACAUGAGUAGGAAAUGGGAACUGUAGGACUCUUUAAUCACCCCUUCCCAGGAGACCAAGAGACCCCCUCCCCAUGACCCAUGCUAUUAGUGGCAACUCGAGAAAGGAGAGGAUGGCUGUAGAAUCGAGCAGCGUUAGGAAGACCCUCAGGAAUGCAGGCUGUUAGGUGGCUGGGGGGUGGGAUAUUGCAAGGGGCUUUCAGGAGAGCAUGAAGCAGCUGGUGAGCCAGGCUGAAGAUGCAGCAUAAGAGAAUGGAACAGAAACGGUUCACGGAGUGCAGAUAAAACAUGAGUCCCAGAGGGCCCUAGCCAGAUGCAUCCUGGGCAAUCAGGAGCCUGGGAUUGGAGACCCCACCCCUGCCAUGACAUCACAGGGGAGUGGGGUGGAGACGAACAAAAAGGGGGUCCCCCACCCUGGCCCUGGACUCUUAGCAGCCCAGAGUGUCAAGAGCAGAGGAAGGCUGAGCCCUGGGCUAGGGUUGCCUGACUUAAAGGAACAGGCUCCCCAUUCCUCAAGACCCUCUAAGCUGCCCCCUCCAGGCCUCCAUCUCUUGUCUCCCCAUCCCUGUGACCUCUCCUCCUUGAGGCCACCAUCGGGUCUCUUCUGAGGGGUCACUGUCUCAGCAUGAACUGCAUCUCGGAUUUCUUCACCUACGAGACCACCAAGUCGGUGGUUGUGAAGAGCUGGACCAUCGGGAUCAUCAACCGAGCCGUUCAGCUGCUGAUCAUCUCCUACUUCGUGGGGUGGGUUUUCUUGCACGAGAAGGCAUACCAGGUGCGGGACACAGCCAUUGAGUCCUCGGUGGUGACCAAGGUGAAGGGCUUUGGACACUAUGCCAACCGAGUCAUGGACGUGUCUGAUUAUGUGACCCCACCCCAGGGCACCUCCGUGUUUGUCAUAAUCACAAAGAUGAUUGUAACCGAAAACCAGAUGCAAGGAUUCUGCCCAGAGAGCGAGGAGAAGUUCCGCUGUGUGUCAGACAGCCAGUGCCAGCCCGAGCGCUUCCCAGGGGUGGGGAUCCUCACGGGCCGCUGCGUGAACUACAGCUCUGAGCUCCGGACCUGUGAGAUCCAGGGCUGGUGCCCCGCCGAGGUGGACACGGUGGAGAUGCCUGUCAUGAUGGAAGCUGAGAACUUCACUAUUUUCAUCAAGAACAGCAUCCGCUUCCCCCUCUUCAACUUUGAGAAGGGAAACCUCCUUCCCAGCCUGACUGCCACCGACCUGAAGACAUGCCGCUUCCACCCCGACAAGGCCCCCUUCUGCCCCAUCUUGCGGGUGGGAGAUGUGGUCAAGUUCGCGGGGCAGAAUUUUGCCAAAUUGGCCAGCACGGGGGGAGUUCUGGGCAUUAAGAUCGGCUGGGUGUGCGACCUGGACAAGGCUUGGGACCAGUGCAUUCCCAAAUAUUCCUUCACCCGGCUCGACAGCGUUUCUGAGAAGAGCAGCGUCUCCCCAGGCUACAACUUCAGGUUUGCCAAGUACUACAAGACAGAGAACGGCAGUGAGUACCGCACGCUUCUGAAGGCUUUCGGCAUCCGCUUCGACGUGCUGGUGUAUGGAAAUGCUGGCAGGUUUGACAUCAUUCCCACGAUCAUCAGCUCCGUGGCAGCCUUCACCUCUGUGGGAGUGGGGACUGUCCUCUGCGACAUCAUCCUGCUAAACUUCCUCAAGGGGGCCGACCAGUACAAAGCCAAGAAGUUUGAGGAGGUGAAUGAGACCACGCUGAAGGUCAUGGCCUCGGCCAACCCCGUGUACCCCAGCGACCAGACCACAGAGGAGAAGCAGUCCACGGACUCAGGCGCCUACUCCAUUGGCCACUAGGGCCUCUUCUGUGGGCCCCACUCUCCCCCUUGGGCUCCAGGCCUCCCAACAGAGGGUCCCACCUGGGCAACGGGGAUGGGAGAGGGGAGAGGCUCUCAUUUUUGCUGCUCACUCCUUGAGGCCACAGCCGGGACCAGGUGUCUGGCCCUCCCACUGCUCUAGACACGUCCUGUUCCCACUAAGACCUCAGUCUCACCUUCACCCCUCGCCUCACCCCUCUGUGCUUCCCAGAACCCCCAGGGCAGUGGUAUGAGUCAUCCCCUUCUGAAGAGUAGAGCUAAUAAUAGGAAGAACUAGUGGCCACAAGGGCCUCCCAAAUGCCAGACACUUUCACACACAUUAUCUCAUUUAAUCCUUAGAAUAAUCCUACGAGGUAGAUAUUAGCUUCCCUAUUUUGAAGACACACUGAGGCUCAGAGAGACUGAGUCGUUUGCCCCAGGCCACCCAGCCAGGAAGCGAGAGAGCUGGGAUUUGGACCCACGUCUGCCUAACUCCACCGCCCACACCCCACAAGAGAAGAAUGAAGCCCCGGGGAGCGUCUGCCCUGCUGCUUCACCCUCCUCCACCUUGACUGUGAUUAGUUUCAGCUUAGUCAAGAGUAAGCCCCAUGCUGUCCCCAGGAACGCAGGCAGGCCCCGUUUUAGGGGAGACCAGUAGGACUGGGGUGUGGGGUCUCUCUCUGACUUGGGUGGGUCCCAAAUUCAGAAGGGAAUAGGAGGCGUAACGGUCAGUGAAUUCUUCCUUCCCUCUCCCCAGGCGAGAGAAGAGGCCUUUCUCAUUUUCUCUGGGACCCCCACGUGCUCAUACAUAUGCCAGGCCCCUCACUCUGGGAGCCCCAUUAGGCUCCCCCGGGGCGGGACGGGAUUCCCCAACCUGGUGCCCUGUUCCAGGAGAUCAGCAAGUCUCUUCCAACACGUUGACGGAAAGGUCCGGUGAGACCCAACGCCCGGCGAGCAGCCGGUCAGCA
Aethalodelphis obliquidens (Pacific white-sided dolphin) is the source of this 3969-nucleotide messenger RNA. RefSeq names its product purinergic receptor P2X 3 (gene P2RX3). The transcript has 12 exons. NCBI's taxonomy places the organism in Eukaryota, Metazoa, Chordata, Mammalia, Artiodactyla, Delphinidae. Gene Ontology annotation, biological process: calcium ion transmembrane transport; response to ATP. The coding region runs from base 1809 to 3002 and encodes 397 amino acids. Gene Ontology annotation, molecular function: ATP binding; purinergic nucleotide receptor activity; extracellularly ATP-gated monoatomic cation channel activity. Gene Ontology annotation, cellular component: plasma membrane. The record is from RefSeq and is a predicted model, not a curated record.